Molecule: messenger RNA, 576 nt
Organism: Caenorhabditis briggsae
Lineage: Eukaryota; Metazoa; Nematoda; Chromadorea; Rhabditida; Rhabditidae
Exons: 3
Coding region: 1-576 (191 amino acids)
Source: RefSeq, a predicted model, not a curated record
AUGACACUAUCAAUCAGGAACCUACUUCUCACUUUGGUAUUACUUUUCAAGCAGUUGGAAAUAGUUGAAACAUCUUCAAACAGUUUGUCCAGCCAACCAAGGAAAUACGAAUACAAUUCAAAAUGGUGUAAAGGACCAAUCGAUGGAGACUGUAAUCCAUACAACUGUGGAGGUGGUUGCGAGUCGAAGUACAUCAGAUUCUACGAUCAGGCUUUCAAAAUGGACCGAACUAUUAAAAGUUGCUUCUGCCAACAAGAACGACUAUGCUCUAUUCUGGGAAUGCAUGCAUUUAGCGGAUGUAAAUCAUACUACCAGUUGAGCUCUGUUGCUCAGAAGUUUGUCAGAUACUGGAGCAUGGAUCGUCGUGACCACAAGAAUCGUCAUUCCAAUAGUGUUCGUCAUCGGUAUUCUGACAAAGCCCGUCACUUCCAACUGCUCAAUGGAAACUCUCGUUUUUGCUGCCGUGCAACUGCUCAGAAAAGACUGGCUCUACACUUGAAAUCCACCAGUUCCUCCAUCGUUAAAUUCAGCUUUGUCUCCACAUUUAUCGCAUUUUUAUAUUAUCUAACUCAUUGA